AUGAACGCCAUCAAAAACGCCGGAAACUACGUCUCCAGCAAGACCAAGGGUAGUGCCCGUGAGGCCAGCAAAGAAGCCAAUAAGCAAGUGGCUAAGGACCCCAAUGUUCGCACCUCAACACGUCUCCAUGCUGCAGGCGAUGCGAUGAAAGACAAGAUCCAUGCUACUGGCCACAAACGCGAGGCCGACGUGCAUAAGAAUGCUGCGAAGCACAAUUACUAG
This is a messenger RNA of Exophiala viscosa, 222 nucleotides long. Its product is annotated as glucose-repressible protein Grg1. Bases 1 to 222 code for a protein of 73 amino acids. Lineage: Eukaryota; Fungi; Ascomycota; Eurotiomycetes; Chaetothyriales; Herpotrichiellaceae. The transcript is spliced from 2 exons. The record is from RefSeq and is a predicted model, not a curated record.